This is a messenger RNA of Brassicogethes aeneus, 3770 nucleotides long. Lineage: Eukaryota; Metazoa; Arthropoda; Insecta; Coleoptera; Nitidulidae. The record is from the annotation of a GenBank genome assembly.
CCGGAGCAAAAAAAAAAUUGAGAAAGGCGUGACGACUCGCUGGACAAAACACUGCCGAUGAUAGUGAAGUUGUAGUUUUUAGUGAAUUUUAUGAAAGAUAUUUGUGGAAUUUUCAUCUGAAAUAUGGUUAGAGAUAAUGACAACAUAUUUUAACGUUACAUAAAUCAUGCACCAAUCACAACAAGACCUUCUCCAAUCGCCGAAACAACCGAAUUCACGAUAACAGUUGAAAAAACAACAAGGUAAAAAUCAUGGGUAGCCUGCCAAACCUCCACGAGCUCGAUAAACUCGAGAACGCGUACAAACCAGGACCGGCUCUGGGCCAUUUGUGCGGAGGCUGCAAUGGGGCUCUAAGUACGGAAGAAAAAACAAAGAUUAUGCACAGGUAUUCGGGGCAUACUAGAAUCACGAAGGCCAUGAGCAAUCCACACGACUCCAAUAGGAUUGUCACAUGUGAUGAUGUCAUGAUCGAGCACAUGGCAACCUACUCCCCCAUCAGCACAAAAUCUCGCUUCAACUUCAACUUCCAAACGAACCCCCAAAACAGAAGGAGAGACUCGCUGAACAGCUCCAUAGGUGCCACAUCGGUGCGCAGACUUCUGGCGGUCGUGCGGGGCGGCAACGUCGCCUUUAAAAACAACUGCGCGCCGAUUUACACGAGGAGGGUCCUGCUUUCGAACCUUGCGGUACUCUGCAUGUCCCACCUGCUGGCUACCGCUGCUUUCCUGCCAUUUUUGGCUCUGCAGAGUAGCGUGUCCAUCUGGUUUACGCCUGUGAAGAGCGAGAUAGGGGUCAAUGUCAAUGUGGGGUCAUUUAUUAUGUCUAUGGUUUACCUGGUGGCUGCGGUUUUUGCUUUGAUGGCGCCCUAUGCCGUUAAGAGGGUAGGGAGUAGUAUGAUGAUAGUGUUUUGUUAUGGUAUUAUGACAAUUUUCUAUGCAGCGCACGUUUUUCCACAUUUGUACUACAUUUUGCCAGCAAGUUUAGCACUUGGUGUUUGUAUAGGACUUCUGUCUGGCGCGCACAUAUCUUUCUUGUUCACUCUUAGUCAUAGAAUUACCGGGUUGUUUCAUGAUGAGGAUGAGGAAAGUAGACAGGCUAGAAAAACAUGCGUGGUUAGAAGAGUUGCCAGAGCUUUCCAAGGGGCCCAAGAUUUCGGGCUCAUCGUUGGUUCCAUUCUGUCGGCCAUUUUAAUAAAUUACACGGUCAACAUAAAAAAUGGAACGUACAUUGCUUCGUAUGAAGAUAACAACACUACCAUAUCAGACGAUUGCUAUUCCAACAUUUCCUACAACCUUCCACAUUGUUCGAACAUCAGCCAAACGGUCGUAUUUUCCAACACCUACGACUACAACUCCUAUUUAGACAACAUUUUCGAUAGAACUGAAGAUGGAAGACUCUGCGGAUCGCAAGCUUGUCCGUACAUCUUCCAGAACGCACAGAACGCCACCGAACUGAUCAACACGAAUAAUUUCAACUUCAAAGUUCUUCCCAUCAAGUCUUCCGAAAUUUUGGCGGGAGUAUACACUGGAUGUCUUUUGGCAGCACUACUUUUAGCUGUUUUGGGUUUGGAUAAAAUCAAGAUGCUGGUCUACCAAGACCCCAUGGAACGUGGCGAGGUCAUGGCUGCCUUGAGGUCUGCCAAAGAGGCCUUCUACGAUAAAAAAUUGGAAUUAGCUGCUCCUUUGGCGGUUUUUAUUGGAGCCGAGCAAGCAUUGAUGUAUGCUGAUUUUAGCAAGUCAUACGUGGUGUGUACUUUGGGUAUACACAGGUUAAACCUAGUUUUCCUGGCUAUGGGUAUAUUGCAAUCCAUUGCAGCUUGUACUCUGAGUAUGUUGCUGAGGAGUGUAAGAAGAUACUACAUUGUCGGUGUUGGUUUUACCUUCCAUGCUUGUUUGAUCAUGGUGCUCUUGGUAUGGAAACCCAUAGAGGAUGACCCAGCUCUAUUUUACGUCAUUUCCGCUUCAUGGGGCGUUUGUAAUGCCAUUUGGGAGAUGCUGAAUUUUACACUUCUGACUGGCCUAUACUCAGACAACUGGGAAUCUGCAUUCGCAAACUCCUACUUCUACAGAUACAUGGGAUUCUCUGUUGCGUUUUCACUACACUCCCUCAUGUGCAAUUACUUCAAGCUCUACUUUCUCGGCUUCCUCAUGUUGGUAUCAGUGAUUCCGUUCACGUGGCUCGAGAUCAAGUUGGAGAACAUGCGCAAGGGAAAGAACAUCACCAGGUUAUGACGCAAGUUGAACUUUUGGUGAUCCAUGGAGAUUUUUGGUGAUGCGACAUAUCAAAGUUUUUUGGAGAAGUUUUAACGUGAUUUAGGUGAAUUUUACGUUUAGACAAACUCCAAACUCUUCAUCAUAGAUGAUAGGAAAUACCUACCCUACAAAAAAUUGUAUGAUAGAGAUAUAACUAAAGCUUUAAUAUUGUUAAAAACGUUGUAAAAUGUUGACUGUACAUUAAAAAAUCCUUUAAAAAAAUUAAAAUAUUUUUUUUGUAAACUGAUAAUUUUUUAAAGGGAUUUUUUGCACCUUAGACUAGAGUUACACUCUUAGACUUUUAGUAAAUUGAUGUGAUAAUUUAUUUUACCCAAACAAUCAUCCUAGCAUGCCAAAACAUAGAUUUAAGUAACUUAAAAUAAAAUAAAUGCAGGAUUAAUAUUGGAAAUCGCCUUGGAAACAACAAAGGGGGGGGGGGAAUGUAAAAUUUGUGUCAACUUUUGGUUUUAUUUUAAUUUUUAAAUACAUGAUCAUUUAACUUGAAACUCAAGGGGGGAAAUCAAUCGGUACUAAAAUUGGUCCUCAUACUCUCCUCCUUAUAGGGGGAACAGGGGGUAACUUUAAAAUUUCCAAUUUUUAUUGCAAAAUUCUCUUGUGCUUGUUCAUUAUUAUACUAGUAUAAUAAAGAACAACUAUUUUUACACACAACUGGUAUACUUAAUACAUAAAUAUGAUUUUAACCAUUACUCACAUAUUAAAUCAAACUUAACCUCAAAAACAAAACACAAUGUGUUUAACACAUCUAAGGCGAUUGAAAAUAUAAAUCUCUGUAAAGAAUAAUUUUAAAUAAGUUAAUGAUUGAGGAAUUGAAAAACAAACUUUCUUACGUAUAUUUAAAAAAUAACGUACUUUUUAUAAUUAAUUUUAUGUGUUAAAAAAACAUUUUUAUACAUAAUAUACAGGGUGUUUCACAUUCGUGUAGUUUCUGGAAAGUCUAUUUUUCUAAAAUAUUUUUAUGUUAUUCAUUUUUUUCGUUAAAAUUUGAGAAAUGCGCUUCAAUAAAAAAUAGCCUAUAACUUUUUUAUUUUUACGUUUGCGAAUAUGGCGGGUGAAAUUUUUGGAAUCUUAAAACUUUGCUUAAAAGAUUCCUUGUCAAUUCUUUAAAAAUUUUCAAUAUAAAAAAGUUAUUAACUUUUUAAGUUAGCCACGAAUGUGAGACACCGUGUAUAUAAAUAGGUAAACCUUGACAAUUAUUUUUUAAAUUAGUAAAAAAAACUAGUAGGCAUUAACAUUAUAGGAUUGUGACUGCAAAUGAGGUUUUUAUUAAAAUUUUAAUCAAUUAUGUAUGAAGUCAUCUAACAAUUUGCAUAUUAUAGCCAUUUCUAUCCCAAUUAUACACCGACAAUCUUUAAUUUAAUAUUUACAAACAUUUAACUAUAAAUCAAUCAUAGUUUUAAUGGAGACCUCGUAGAAACAUAUACAGAGUGGCGCAAACAAGUUAGUUAUAGUAUAUUAUGUAUCAAGUUUAAUAAACGCCAUUUUAUACACGCAUUUAAU